CGACAAAGACCUAGUGAUCGGCCGUUGAUUACCAGUGGUUCCCAAUCGUGUGUUUGUCUUGUUCUUCAGCGCCGGAUAGUAUCUCCUGUCCAUCCGCUCGUCGUCUGGCCAUCAGAUUAUGUCCUCUUCGUUGAGUGGCUUACCAUCAGAUGAAACACUGAGUCCACCGAACAAACGCCACAAGACGUCCGCCAAUAAUAACAAUAAUACCAACAAUAGUACCGCCAAUUGUCUCAACAACACCACCGCCGCCGCCAUCACCACCGCUACCACAGCCAACAACAACAACAGCAAUAACACCGCCAACAAUCACUCUAAUACUUCCAAUAGUCAUCCAUCGAGGGAGAAAUGGCUUCAAAUGGUUCGGCAGUGAAUUCACACAACGACAACACCAGCAAUGAUAUCGACGAGAGUCUGUACUCAAGACAAUUGUAUGUCUUGGGUCACGACGCUAUGCGCCGAAUGGCCUCAUCGGAUGUGCUCAUAUCGGGAAUGGGAGGACUGGGCGUCGAGAUCGCCAAGAAUGUCAUCCUCAGCGGUGUUAAGUCCGUCACCAUUCAUGACGAGAGCACCACUCAGAUCAGCGAUCUCUCAUCACAGUUCUACUUGUCUGAGACGGACAUCGGCGCCAACCGAGCGGAGGCCUCGUUGAGCAAAUUGGCAGAACUGAAUCCAUACGUAUCGGUGGCCACAUAUACCGGGAAACUGACCCACGAUUUCCUCAACAAAUUCCGUGUCGUUGUCUUAACCGAGUCAUCGCUGACGGAACAGAAGGAGAUCUCCGAUUACACCCACUCUAAGAAUAUUGCGCUUAUCGUCGCCUCAACUAAAGGACUCUUCGGGCAAUUGUUCUGCGAUUUUGGUGACAAUUUCCAAGUGAACGACACGACCGGCGAACAGCCGCUGUCCGUAAUGAUCACAUCGGUGUCGAACGCGACGGACGGUGUGGUGAUCACACACGACGAGACGCGGCACGGGUUCGAGUCGGGCGACAAAGUGACGUUCCAAGAGGUGGAGGGUAUGGCCGAACUGAACGGGUGUGAGCCGCGCACUAUCAACGUGUUGGGCCCCUUUUCGUUCGCCAUCGGCGACACUUCCGCUUUUGGCCAAUACAAGAGAGGCGGUUACGCCACUCAAGUGAAAGUACCCAAAAGUGUUAACUUUAAAUCGCUGCGCGAGUCGUUGGCCGCACCGGAGUUCGUGCUGUCGGACUUCGCCAAAAUGGACCGCCCGGCCCAACUGCACGUGGCCUUCCAGGCCCUCCACGCGUUCGUUGAGCGCAAUCAUCGGCACCCGAACUCGUGGUCCGAAGCGGACGCCACCGAGUUUCUCAAGAUUGUGGCCGAUUUGGCCGCCGAACAGAAGCUGGAGAUCCAGAUGGACGAGAACCUGAUGCGACUCUUCUCGUACCUGAGCCGCGGCAACAUUGCGCCCAUGAAUGCCGUGAUUGGCGGCACCGCUGCUCAGGAGCUGAUGAAAGCGUGUUCCGGCAAAUUCAGUCCUCUGUACCAGUGGUUCUACUUCGACGCCUUGGAGUGUCUGCCACUCAAGCCGGAGGACUACCCGAAAGAGGCCGACUGUCAACCGACGGGCAGUCGAUACGACGCCCAGAUCGCCGUUUUCGGGCCCGGCUUUCAGCAACGGCUCGCCAAUCAAAAGUAUUUUCUGGUGGGCGCCGGAGCCAUAGGUUGUGAAUUACUGAAGAACUUUGCGAUGAUAGGGUUGGCCACCGGCCAGAACGGCGCCAUCUGGAUCACCGACAUGGAUAUCAUCGAACGCUCAAACCUGAACCGUCAGUUCCUGUUCCGUCCGACAGACGUCGGGAAGUAUAAGUCGGUGACCGCCGCGGCGGCCGUCAAACGCAUGAACCCCAACGUCAAUAUCGUUGACCACCAGAAUCGUGUCGGAGCCGAAACGGAACAGACCUACGACGACAAGUUCUUCGAGCGCUUAGACGGCGUGGCCAACGCUCUCGACAAUGUGGACGCCCGGGUCUAUAUGGACAGGCGCUGUGUCUUCUAUAGGAAACCGUUGUUAGAAUCGGGAACUUUAGGCACUAAAGGCAACGUACAGGUAGUGCUGCCAUUCCUAACGGAGUCGUACUCCUCAUCGCACGACCCGCCAGAGAAGUCCAUUCCCAUCUGUACGCUGAAGAACUUUCCCAACGCCAUAGAGCACACACUCCAGUGGGCCAGAGAUGACUUCGAGGGCGUGUUCACCAUAUCGCCCGAAAACGCGCGACAAUAUCUCAAAGACCCGAAAUUUGUUGAGCGAACGAUGCGGAUGUCGGGCAACGAGUCGAUCGUAAUGCUGGAGAACGUGAAGCGGACACUCGUGGACGACAGGCCGGCCAACUUCGAGGAGUGCAUCAAAUGGGCCAGAUUUUACUUCGAGGAACAGUACGCCAAUCAAAUCAAACAACUGUUGUUCAACUUCGCGCCCGACUCGUUGACCAGUUCGGGAGUGCUCUUCUGGUCGGGACCCAAACGGUGUCCGCAUCCCAUCAAGUUUGACCCAAACAAUCAGACACACCUCGACUACAUCGUCGCCGCCGCCAAUCUUAAGGCAUUCAACUAUAAUAUACCGCAGAAUCGGGACGUGAAUGCCAUCAAAGAGUACGUUUCGAAACUCGUGGUCAAGGAGUUUACGCCUAAAGCCGGUGUGCGGAUAGCGGUAAACGACACGGAAAUGAACGCCGACGCGGGCGGCGGUAUGGCUGACGCGGAUCGCGGCGAACAGCUGAAGAAGGAGUUGCCGGCGCCCGACUCGUUGGGCCCCAACUUCGAGAUGAAACCCGUGGAGUUCGAGAAGGACGACGACAACAACUAUCACAUGGACUUCAUAGUGGCCGCGUCUAACCUGCGCGCCGACAACUACCACAUCGCCAACGCAGACCGCCAUAAGAGCAAACUGAUCGCCGGCCGUAUCAUACCGGCCAUCGCCACCACCACUUCCCUCGUCACCGGUUUAGUGUGUCUUGAGUUAUAUAAGUUAGUGGCGGGACAUAACAAGUUAGAGGCCUAUAAGAACGGGUUCGUGAAUCUGGCGCUGCCUUUCUUCGGCUUCUCUGAGCCGAUACCGGCGCCGAUUGCCAAGUAUUACGACCACAAGUGGACGAUUUGGGAUCGCUUUGAAUUGGAGGGCGAGAAGACGCUCAAAGAGUUCAUCGAUUACUUCGCCGACGAGCAUAAGCUGGAGAUAACGAUGUUAUCGCAAAACGUUUCGAUGUUGUACUCGUUUUUCAUGGCCGAAGACAAACGCAGAGAGCGUAUGGAUCUCAAAAUGUCUGAAAUAGUGAAACGCGUGUCGAAGAAGAAGAUCGACCCGUGGGUUAAGUCUCUAGUUUUUGAAUUGUGUUGCAAUGACAAGGAUGGAGAGGACGUGGAGGUGCCGUACGUGCGCUACACUCUACCCGAUUGAUUGUGUGGCCGACACCCCCGGCGACUGUCGCGCUAUCCGUUUUCCCUUUCCCUCUCACUAUCUGUUGUCUCUAAACGAUGUCUAAACUCUUUAAUUGAAAUUGUCUUUAAAUUAAAGCAAAUUAUUUUUAAUUCAAUGAUUAUAUUUCAAUCGAAAUGUUUUUUAAAAAACAGUAACAGAAUUACACAUACCUUUCCCUCCCAUACCUGUGCUCUCCCUAUCUCUUCAUUUAAAUGAUAAGUGAAAACAAAUAAUUGAAACCAUUUUCU
Messenger RNA from Medioppia subpectinata, 3689 nucleotides. Lineage: Eukaryota; Metazoa; Arthropoda; Arachnida; Sarcoptiformes; Oppiidae. The record is from the annotation of a GenBank genome assembly.